AUGGACACGUCGCUGGAUCUGCCACGCAUUCUUUGCCUCCACGGCGGUGGCACCAAUGCUCGUAUCUUUCGAAUGCAAUGUCGCGUACUGGAACGAAUGCUUCGGUCGCAUUUUCGCCUUGUCUACGCCGAGGCUCCACUUCCAGCACAGCCAGGAUCCGACGUGACAGCCGCCUACAAAGACUACGGGCCCUUCAAAGCGUGGCUACGCGUGCAUUCACAAGAUCCCAUUCUGAAUGAAUAUCAAAUCGUGGACGGCAUAAAAGAUUCCUUAUCCACCGCUCAACUAGAAGACGAUAACCGGGGAGCGACUGGAGAAUGGGUUGGGAUACUGGGAUUUAGCCAGGGAGCUCAUCUGGCUGCCAGUAUCCUAGCAAACCAACAAGUACUGCACAGUGGAACAAAUGCUAUUUACCGGUUUGCUAUUCUGCUAGCAGGACGAGGCCCAUUGCGAUGGUUGAACCCGGAGUUUCCUAUGCCUGCGGGUUUCAUCGACGCGACGCAGUGUACUACGGGCCAGGAACUCGUUGUGGACACUACUGAAUCCCGAGUGCAAAUCCCAACAGUACAUGUCCAUGGUAUGGCGGACCCGAACCUGAUGCUGCACCGCAGGCUGCUUUAUCAGUAUUGCGAUUGGAAAAGUACAACGCUGGUCGAGUGGGAUGGCGAGCAUCGUGUGCCUAUCAAGGCCAAAGACGUUAUUCUGGUUGUACAAGAGAUUUUCAAUGUGGCACAAAGAACAGGUGUGAUCGGGACAAUAUCAAGCUUCAGAAUGUUCUGA
Penicillium samsonianum is the source of this 780-nucleotide messenger RNA. RefSeq lists its product as uncharacterized. Gene Ontology annotation, cellular component: cytoplasm; nucleus. The transcript has a single exon. NCBI's taxonomy places the organism in Eukaryota, Fungi, Ascomycota, Eurotiomycetes, Eurotiales, Aspergillaceae. Bases 1 to 780 code for a protein of 259 amino acids. Gene Ontology annotation, biological process: secondary metabolite biosynthetic process. The record is from RefSeq and is a predicted model, not a curated record.